UGCCAUUGCACCGCGCCGUAUGUGUUUGCUCUUUAUUAAGCUUUCGCCAUUGAUUGUCUCCGAAUCACUGCCGCACAAUGUCCCCCAGGAUCGUUCUCUGUUCAUUAAUUUCUUUGUUCUUUGUUCGGCGGGCUUGAGGCUCUCUUAUAUUUCACCAACUUCGAAUCGCUGCACGUAAACCAGUGGUCCUAAAAGAGCGACACAACCGCGCACGCCCAUACAAGCCUCAGACCACGAUUUUGAGUACCAUAUCUGUGGUCUAAUUACCGGCCGCUGAAUUUCGUUACACCACUCACUCACCCCCCGGAAAUCCUUCCCGUCCACUCUUGUAUAAUAAACAGCCGAGAUGCUGGCCAUCUCUCUCCUCCCGGUCCUCCUGGCCUUGCCAGACCUGGCCACGGCCGGCCCGUUCACAUUCCCAUCUCAGCCGAGGCUCAGACAUGUCACCAUGACCGCUCAAGAUGGCCAGCAACUGGUCCUCACCAUCACACAAACACAGACGGCAACUACCACAACGACCCAGACACCAACCACCAUCCUGGCACCCUCGGGGCCCAGGAGGACAGGGCGGCCGGGCGAGACCGAGCUGGAACUAAGGGACGAUAUCUUCGCCCCCACCACGUCCUCCGACUCGUCCUCCGACUCGUCAUCCGACUCAUCGCCAGACUCUGGCUCAUCAGCCUUCUCGUCGUCGUCGUCGGCAGGGGAUGCGAGUGACAACGACACCUCCGGCACAGGGGCACAAGAGGCGCCGGCGCAGGCGGGUACGGCAGCCAAAGCGCAGACUACGCCUCCGCCACCAAAGAGCGAUCCGCAGGUGGCCUCCGCUCUUGCACAGCAGGGCUAUAGCCAACAGACCUACUACACGUGCAAGACCAGAGAUGCCACGCUCACGCACUGCGGGUGGCACGUUCCGGUUGUCAAGGUCAGCAGUGCUGCCAGUGGGCAGCGCGACGGCGGAAUUGGAAGGAUAGUGGGUGCCGCGGUGGCUGCAACACUGUGUUUUGUGCUCGGGAACCUGGUUAUCUGAGCUUUGGGCUGCACGUGUGAUUCAUCCAUGCCUGGGCGAUUUGGGGCUUCAAGGUUGACCUUGUUUUGUUCGUGUUGCAAUGAGACGAUUUUGCAGAGAGUUUGAGAUAUUUUUACCUCCUGGAGAGCACUUGAG
Molecule: messenger RNA, 1165 nt
Organism: Diaporthe batatas
Lineage: Eukaryota; Fungi; Ascomycota; Sordariomycetes; Diaporthales; Diaporthaceae
Exons: 1
Coding region: 347-1030 (227 amino acids)
Source: RefSeq, a predicted model, not a curated record